UCUGACUUGCCGACAAAGAGUGUGUCUUUUUUCAGUAUAAGAAAACAUAUCUGAGGUAACAGGUUGCUUUGUUUCCUUUUAUAACUUGUACUGAAAAGCUCAAUGAGAGAGGAGACAAAAGAAUUGGUCAGUGUAAGGAUGCUUGUUCUUUGGGGCUGCCAUUGGCAACUGCCACUGUUGCUGUGUUUUACUGGGCUUCUGCAAUGUGAUGUGUGUUACAGUCAACGUCUGGUCCAGAUCCAGGAGGGUCCUUUGUAUCGAGUGAAAGGAUAUCCCAUCUCAAUAUCCUGUAAUGUGAGUGGGUUCAAAGGCCCACUUCAGCAGGAUUUUGAAUUUACUCUCAAGAAAGCUGUAGUGGUGAAUGUAAUCAGUACUAAAGAUUCAUACUUUGCCUAUGCACACUUCAGUAAUAGGAUACGUGAUAAAGAUGUUGAGAUUGAGAGGUUGUCAGGAUCUUCAGUUCUCUUGAAGAUCAAUACUUUGCUGGAAAGUGAUGCAGGGGUUUUCCUCUGUCACACCCCAAACACUGAUGGUGCAUAUUUUGGAACGUAUGGUGCAGAAACAACAGUUAAUGUGAUUGAGGACACCCUGAUAGCAUCAUAUUUAGGCUCUGCUACUCUAAGCAUGUCUGAGGGUGACUCUCUUCAACUUGAGUGUGAGGUCUCCACACAGACUUUUCAACACACUCAUCUGUCGGUCACCUGGUUUCUUCAUGGUAAAGAGGAUGUAAGCCCCCGACCGAUCAUUACUCUGGACAGGGAUCUAACUGUAAAACCAGGGGCUGGAUAUGAGGAAAGCUACCGUUCAGGACUUCUCAGCAUGGAAAAAGUUGGGGAAACAACCUUCAGACUAAAGAUGCUUCAAGUGCAGCAGUCAGACAGUGGAAAGUUGUACUGCAAAGCCAUUGAGUGGAUCCAAGACCCAGACCGUUUGUGGACACAGAUUGCCCACAAAACCACCACACCUGCUAAUGUGGAGAUAAAGCGAAUUGAAGUGGCACCUGAUUCAUUCAUUACUGAUAUAGAGGCCUCGAAGGGGCCCUUACAGGAGGGAGAUGUACUGGAGAUCCGAUGCAGUGUAAAGGCACAAAAACUUCUUGAUCGUUUUUAUUCAGUAACUUGGAUAAAAGACAAAAAUAAAGUUGCCCAGAUUGGACCCUCUGGGGUGCUCACUGUGUUUGAUGAUUACAAAAAGAGAGAGGCUGAAGCAGAGCUUAGAGUAGUAAAAACCAGUCAUAUGGACUACCUUCUUACCAUCCGUUCAGCUAGAGCUGAUGACCAGGGCCAAUACCAGUGUGAAGUAAAGCAGGAAAACAUGAAUAAGGAUGGCACUUUUACAAAAAUACAAACCCAGCUGUCUAGACAAAUGACUGUAAGCAUCAAUGCCAAAGAAAACGUCCUGGCUGUGGUCAUGGUGGUGAAGAGUGAUGCUGUGACGGAGGGGGAAUUUCUACAAGUAAUCUGCUCAGUGUCAGGAUUUCAAGGUCCUUUAUCAGUGUUAUGGCAACACAAGAAAGACCCUGGAGAUUCCUAUAGUGAUAUUAUUAGUCUGAACUAUGACGGAGUGAUGUCAGAGCCUGGUAUAAAAUAUCAGAGCAGAGAUAUUCAAACAUUCCGUUCUCCAGAUGGAAACUUCACCCUGGAGAUUGGUGCAGCUAAAACAUCUGACAGUGGUGAAUACAAGUGCAUUGUGUCUGAAUGGAUUAUAGAAAGCAAUGGCAAGAUGAAAAAAGGAAAUAUUCAAUCUCAGCAAAAAGCCAUUUCUGUUAAUUCUAUUGUACUAAGUGUAUCAUUGAAAAGUCGUGCAGUAGAUGUGACUAUAGGUUCAACAAUAGAACUAUUAUGCAUAGUCAAAGGGCCCAAAGUACCUCUGGCUGUACAGUGGAAGUUUUGGCCCUCAAACUCAUCUACUUGGUUAAAUAUUUUAUCUAUACACCACAAUGGAGAAAUUGCCUGGGGAGCAGAACAGAGAAACUACCAGCCGUCUAUUCGGAUUGUCCAGGAAUCCACAAGUUUUAGUCUCAGGGUUAUGAACUACACCAAACAACAGGAAGGAAAGUACAUGUGCCAAGUGGAUGCAUAUCAGAAGGAUUUACAGAAAGCAAGCAAGAACUCCAACCCAUUAGCCGUGACAGUAAAAAAACCUGUCAGCAAGUUGACCCUGUCCAGACCCAGGUCUCCUUUGCAAAGCACUGUAAAUACUGAUGUUAAGCUUGAAUGCUCAAUCACAGAGUCAACCACAAGUACUUCAAAUUUCAAAAUAACAUGGCUGGUUGGGUCGGAGAUGCUCUUGACUAUGGACUUAGAUGCUGUUGUUAAAUUAGGCCCUGCAGCUGGUCUAGAGAUGGACCAAAGAAUUCGUCUGGAAAAAAAACAAAAACAGACAUUCCUUCUGACCAUCCACCAGGUCAGAACCUCUGACAGUGGACAGUAUCAUUGUGAGGUAGAAGAGUGGCUUCAGGAUCCCCUUGGUGAUUGGUAUUCUCUACAGAAAAAGUCUGUUUCCAUAAGGCUUGUUGUCGAAGAUAAAGGGAAUGAUUUUAAGAUGAAUAAGGUUAACACUCCGGUGAAUGUUAAAGAGGGAGAGCAGAUAAUGCUAAAUUGUUCAGUGGAUGGUGUUGGAACCGAUUCCACUCUCCGCUACUCCCUUACCUGGUUCCAAAAUCAGUCCUCUAAUGUGCCAUUGCUCACCUAUAGUUAUGAUGGCCGUUUAAAGUACAACAAGGAUGACUCAGAAUUGGAGGGACGAUUUUACUUUUCCAGCUCAAAUAUUGGUGUCUUUCACCUGACUAUUCCUAGAUCCAUAAAGGAAGAUAGCGGGGGCUACUCCUGUCAAGUUCAGCAGUACCAUCUGGAUUGUAAAGGUCACUGGUCACUCAAGGCAAGUGACAUAUCAGGUGUCACCGAUGUUAGUGUUCAUCCUAUAGAGAGUAAACUGGAUGUUCAGAAGGAGAACCGAAGCCUCAACAUUAAAAAUCCGAAGGCUGGGUUUACCAUUGACUGUGUGAUUACCACUAGAUCUAGUGAUGUAUCUGUGUUUGAAGUGACUUGGUCAAGGGGUCGGAUAAACGAACGACCCAUUAUAAUCUUUACUGCAAGCCGUGAUGGAACUUUACACAGUCCAAUUAAUGACAAAGACUUGAUGUUUGGACACCCAAGUGCAAAUAGUUAUAAGCUCACUGUUUCAAACAUCAACCCCACUGAUAUCGGAGUUUAUCACUGUCAGGUUGUUGAAUGGAUUCGGACAACCACAAACAACUGGAGAAAAAUUGGUGAAGACAGAUCUGGAGAGCUAUCUGUACAUGUAGAGACAGAGAAUAAGCAAAAAGACAACAAUUUUACAAUGGACGGGAGAGAUAAGCAUCUUGAAAUCAAAGAAGGAGAUCAGUUUGAGCUUUCAUGCUCCCUGAAUCUAGAGAUAGAGGACCCUACCCUUCACUACAAUCUCCGCUGGGUUUUUGAUAGCCUGAAAUCUACCAGCGGAAUAAUCUUAUUAACAUACUCUUAUGAUGGCCGUCUACAGUACCACACAGAAAACCAGCAACAUAAUAGAUUACGCUUCUCCAAACCUACUCCCAGUACUUUUAAUCUGGUUGUACUUAACUCAGAUACAGCUGAUGGUGGAAGCUACCAGUGCAUGGUUGACCAGUACAAGCUGGACUGUGAAGGCAAAUGGAAACUAAUGACAUCUGUCAAAUCAGGCUCAACUAUUGUCAAUGUUCGCAGUAUUGAGAGUAAACUGCGUGUGCAGAAGCAAAAUCAAUGGCUCAACAUUACAAGUCUGCAGGCUGAACUUACCAUUAACUGUGAGAUUGAGUCUUGGUCCAGUAAUAAGUCUGCUUUUGAGGUCACCUGGUUCAAAGGUCAUGAGCAAAACCAACCAAUCAUCAUCUUCAUUGCAAAGCGUGAUGGUACUUUACACAAUUUAAUUAGUGAUAAGGAUCUGGUGUUUGGACGGCCACGUACCACACACUAUACACUGAAAAUACCAGCCAUCAGCCAUUCUGAUUUGGGCCAAUACUACUGUCAGGUAGAUGAGUGGCUGCCUACAAUGGCUAACAUCUGGAAGAAAGUGGCUUCUGAUAAAUCUGGGGAGCUCUCUGUUCAUGUUCACAUCGAAGGUGAAACUGUAAAACAGACGGAUCCUUUAGGACUAGCACUGGGAGUCACCAUUCCUCUGAUUUGUUUUCUGGCAUUGGUCAUUAUAAUACUGUUGAGAAAAGAGUUCAAAAGAAAAUCUGAUCUAAAAAAGAAGGAGGACUCUCUAUGGGCUGAAAACAACCCCCUUAAGCCUGCUGGAGGGGACGUAUCUAGCUAAUAAUCAUGCUUUGAUCUUUAAUUUAAUUCAGUUUAAUUCUAUAGUAGCCUAUUUUUAACACACUUUGCAUUGUUGUUGCUUUACAAAAUACAUUUUAGUAUAACAGAGUACAAAAAAAUGCUACAUAAAUUAUAUAAAAA
Paramisgurnus dabryanus is the source of this 4457-nucleotide messenger RNA. RefSeq names its product CD101 molecule (gene cd101). Gene Ontology annotation, cellular component: membrane. Lineage: Eukaryota; Metazoa; Chordata; Actinopteri; Cypriniformes; Cobitidae. The record is from RefSeq and is a predicted model, not a curated record.